This is a messenger RNA of Culex quinquefasciatus (southern house mosquito), 1815 nucleotides long. RefSeq names its product ribonucleoside-diphosphate reductase subunit M2 (gene RnrS). Gene Ontology annotation, molecular function: ribonucleoside-diphosphate reductase activity, thioredoxin disulfide as acceptor. The record is from RefSeq and is a predicted model, not a curated record. Gene Ontology annotation, biological process: deoxyribonucleotide biosynthetic process. Gene Ontology annotation, cellular component: cytosol. The coding region runs from base 86 to 1261 and encodes 391 amino acids. The transcript is spliced from 4 exons. Lineage: Eukaryota; Metazoa; Arthropoda; Insecta; Diptera; Culicidae.
CGGGAUUUACAGAAAAGAAGAAAAAGUUGUCUGAACUUUUUUUUGUGUUUUAAAAACAGUGAAUUUUUUGUUGAAAGUGCACAAAAUGUCCCGCAUCAGUGAGAAUAUUUUGGAAAAGGAGAACAUUGCCGAAGGAAUGGAAAAGAUCUCGAUCAAGAAUGUCCGCAAAGCUCUGACCGAGAGCGGUGCCAACGUGCCCCAGGCUGUGGAUGCGGAAAAGACAGACGCCAAGGACGCUUCCAAGCCGGACAUGUCCGCCGUGCUCAAGGCCGGCCAGGCCCCGUUCGAUCCGUCCAUCGAACCCCUGCUCAAAGACAACCCGCGCCGUUUCGUCAUCUUCCCGAUUCAGUACCACGACAUUUGGCAGAUGUACAAGAAGGCCGAGGCCUCGUUCUGGACGGUCGAGGAGGUCGAUCUGUCGAAGGACUUGGGCGACUGGGAGAAGCUCAAGUCGGGCGAGAAGCACUUUAUCUCGCACGUGCUGGCCUUCUUCGCCGCUUCGGACGGCAUCGUGAACGAGAACCUGGUCGAGCGGUUCAGCCAGGAGGUGCAGGUGACGGAGGCGCGCUGCUUCUACGGCUUCCAGAUCGCGAUGGAGAACGUGCACAGCGAGAUGUACUCGCUGCUGAUUGACACCUACAUCCGGGAUCCGAAGGAGAGGGAAUACUUGUUCAACGCGAUCGAGACGCUGCCCUGUGUGAAGAAAAAGGCUGACUGGGCGAUGAACUGGAUCUCGAGCAAGCACGCCAACUUUGGCGAGCGCGUGGUCGCUUUCGCCGCCGUCGAGGGCAUCUUCUUCAGCGGCAGCUUCGCGUCCAUCUUCUGGCUCAAGAAGCGUGGCCUCAUGCCCGGUCUGACCUUCUCGAACGAGCUGAUCUCGCGCGACGAGGGACUCCACACCGACUUUGCCUGUCUCAUGUUCCGCUACCUGGUCCAGAAGCCUUCCAAAGAACGCGUGCUCGAAAUCAUCCGCGAAGCCGUCGUCAUCGAGCAGGAGUUCCUCACGAAAGCCCUGCCCGUCGACCUGCUCGGCAUGAACUGCGAGCUGAUGUCCCAGUAUAUCGAGUUUGUCGCGGAUCGUCUCCUGCUCGAGCUGGGCAACGAAAAGAUCUACAACACCAAGAACCCGUUCAGCUUCAUGGAGUUCAUCUCCCUCGAGGGCAAGACGAACUUCUUCGAGAAGAAGGUCGGCGAGUACCAGAAGUGGGGCGUGAUGGCCAACCGCCUUGACAAUGUGUUCACGUUGGACGCUGAUUUCUAGACUAGACUGUAAGGACGGCAUUUGUGUUUAAGCGAGGUUAGACUUAGAGCCCGACGAAAGCGACGCUCGAUCGAUCUGGAUUGAUCAGCUGUGGCGUUGGGCGGCGCCAAGGAUGAGAAGCUCUGCGUUGAGCAUGUGAUUUCGUGAGUCGUUGUAACGAAAGUAAUUGUAUAUUUUUUUAUUUCUCCACCCCAAUUCGAUACCAACCUGAACGUUAUAUAGAUUUUUUUCUUUAUAGAAAUUUUUACGUGCGAUAUAUUUCGAGCUGAGGCAAUUCUCCUAUCAUACAAUUAUUAUUUUUCCGCGUUUAUUGAAUCAUCGUAAACAAAACAUAUAUUUAUACUAAACCAAUUUUUUAUCACAAUCACAAUUUACAAAAAACAAAAAAACAAUAUUCGUUAAGCGUCGUAUCUUAGAUGUGUAAGACUAAUAAAAUUAUGACUUCUAGACGUAGUUUCUGUACAAGCAAAAUACAAAAUAUGUAAUCAGGCUGGAAAGAGGAUCUCUUCACGACUGUAAAUAAACGUCUCAAAUAAAUCGCAAAACAAACAUAA